AUGAGAGCAGCAUGGGCAGCACUUGCAUCCGUCAGGGAAGCUACGGACCAACUGACGGACCAAGAUCUUCGUGCCCAUCUGUUUGACUCGACAGUUCUUCCAGCGCUCUGUUACGCAGCGGAGACGUGGGCAGACACCGAUGCCGCAGCUCCGACCCAAGAGGAAUGCCAUGUCCUUGCGACCCAGUGGAAUAUAUAUCGAAAGCAAAGCAUAGAUAGGGACGGUCACAUUAUGAGAGGAAUCGACGAUAGAUGGACUAAAAAACGCUAA
This is a messenger RNA of Necator americanus (New World hookworm), 270 nucleotides long. RefSeq lists its product as uncharacterized. The record is from RefSeq and is a predicted model, not a curated record. The transcript has a single exon. Lineage: Eukaryota; Metazoa; Nematoda; Chromadorea; Rhabditida; Ancylostomatidae. The coding region runs from base 1 to 270 and encodes 89 amino acids.